AUGUCUCUUAACAUCAAGCAGCUAAAGAGCUGGAACGACGAACUAGGCUCAAAUUUGUCGCAUCAACUGGGAUGCACUGCACUCAAGAAUUUUAACGCAGACGAAAUUCUACUUGACAAAAGCAGGCUUCAAAAAAGCUAUCCGCGUGUCUUUAAUGUCACGGUCGACCUCGAUGGCACACCUGUGACCAACCAAAGGUCCUCCGGCAGAUGCUGGCUGUUUGCAGCGACCAACGAGCUUCGUUUGAACGUGGCUCGUAAACUCGACUUGAAGGAGUUUGAACUGUCGCAGGCGUAUCUGUUCUUCUACGACAAACUAGAGAAGGCCAAUUACUUCCUCGACCAGAUCAUUGAUACCUACCAAGAAGACGUGGAUUCGAGACUCGUGCAAUAUCUCUUGUCGGGCCCAAUCGAAGACGGCGGGCAGUACAGUAUGUUCAUGAAUUUGGUAAACAAAUAUGGACUAAUUCCUAAAGAUCUGUACGCAGACCUGCCUUUUUCCACCACUGCUUCAUCUAAAGUGAACGAGCUAUUAACCGGGAAGCUGAGAGAGUUCGCCGAGACUUUGCGCGAGACUCUGCACAAAAAGGGCGAAAUCUAUAAAUUGAGAACCUCGAUGCAGAAAGAGAUAUUUCGCCUGCUAACACUCUUUUUCGACCUCCCCCCAGUUAGUCCUGAUGAGGAGUUUGUGUGGCAGUACGUGGACAAAGAAAAAAAGGUCCAAACUGUUCGCAGCACACCAAAGAGAUUCGCCAAGGAGUUCGCGAACUUUGACUCCCGCAAAGCUGUCUCGCUCAUCAACGACCCCAGACAUCCAUAUGGGGAAUUGAUAAAAAUUGACAGAUUGGGCAAUGUGCUCGACGGCGAUGCGGUCAUCUACCUCAACGUCGACAAUGAGACUUUGACUAGUUUGCUAGUUAAAAGAUUGAAGAACAAUAAAGCCGUGUUCUUUGGCUCCCACACUCCUAAGUUCAUGAACAAGAAGUAUGGUGUCAUGGAUACUGAGCUUUGGAACUACAAAGCCAUUGGCUACAAUGUGGAUUUAUCUAAAGAGUCUCGCAUCAAGUACAACGACAGUCUUAUGACGCACGCGAUGCUGAUAACAGGAUGCAAUAUAGACUCCGAAGACACCUCGCCUUCUCGCUAUCGCGUGGAAAACUCAUGGGGAAAGGACUCAGGGCUAGACGGAUAUUACUUGAUGACUCAAAAAUAUUUUGAGGAAUUCGCUUUCCAAAUUGUUGUCAGCCAGGAUGAACUGCCUGAAGAUCUAGUCAAGAAGUUAACCAGCAACGAGAAGACUCCUAUUGUGCUACCCAUCUGGGAUCCAAUGGGCGCUUUAGCUAACUAA
Molecule: messenger RNA, 1347 nt
Organism: Lachancea mirantina
Lineage: Eukaryota; Fungi; Ascomycota; Saccharomycetes; Saccharomycetales; Saccharomycetaceae
Source: the annotation of a GenBank genome assembly